This is a messenger RNA of Musa acuminata subsp. malaccensis (wild Malaysian banana), 1113 nucleotides long. NCBI's taxonomy places the organism in Eukaryota, Viridiplantae, Streptophyta, Magnoliopsida, Zingiberales, Musaceae. The record is from RefSeq and is a predicted model, not a curated record.
AUGACGAAUAAGGCCGUCUUGGGUGCUCUCUCAGCGGUCCUUGUGGCGGCCGUGAUAGGGGCGGCGAGUGACGAUUCCCUUGUCGCCUCCUCCAAGUCCGUGACGGACAUCUGCGCCUCCACUGACUACGCUGAUGUGUGCGAACGGACCCUCAAUGCUGCCAUCAAUGGCUCUGCCUCUCCCAAGGAGAUCAUCCAAGCUUCCUUCAUGGCAGCCAUCAGAGAAAUCGAAGCUGCCUCCCACCUGUCCAACAACGUGAGUUUGAAAGCCACUGACUCGAUGAACAAGGAUGGGUUCGACAUUUGUCGUCGACUCUUCGAGGAUGCCACUGAGGAGCUACAAGCUGCCUUCUCGGAGACUCAUGACCUUGACGGUUUGGCGAGAAGGACCGAUGACAUCAAGUGCUGGCUUUCAGCCGUCAUCUCCUACCAGCAGACCUGCCUCGAUGGCAUCACUCAAACCGACCUGCACUCGACCAUGAAGGACGGCCUUGUCACGGCCUCUCAGGUCACCAGCAAUGCCAUUGCCAUCGUCGAUGGGCUCAGUUCAUUAUUCAAGAACUUCCAAGUCCCCAUCAACGUGACCAAUAUCGCCAGCCGCCGGCUACUGUCUCAGGGGAGCGAUGCCAAGGGUUAUCCCACGUGGUUGAAGAUCCCCAGCUACCUUGGUCGGCCUUGGAAGGCAUACUCGAGGACCAUCAUCAUGGAUUCCACCAUCGGCGACUUGAUCAAACCGGAGGGAUGGUUGCCAUGGGAUGGCGACCAGUUUUUGAAGACACUGUUCUAUGCCGAAUAUGGCAACCGUGGGCCCGGUGCCGUGACCAGCGGCAGGAUGAGGAUGAAGGGGAUAGAGGCGAAAGGCCAAGUGGUAGUCGGCAUCACCUCCAGGGGUGAAGUCAUUAAGCUCGAGGACAUGGUGCUCUGGGGAGGCAUAGCCAUCGUUCUCGAUGGUGUUGCCAUUGUGAGCAUUGCCGACGCACUUGAUGAGCUAAUCGAGGGUGAUGUACUUUCCAUCGUCUUGAUUGAUGUUAGCUCGGGGCUAUGGUGGCCGAGUAGGCUAUCAUGGUCAAUAUCGUCUAUCUCUACCAUCGAGAAGGAUCGUUGGUCAAACUAG